This is a messenger RNA of Choloepus didactylus (southern two-toed sloth), 1513 nucleotides long. RefSeq names its product limb and CNS expressed 1 (gene LIX1). Gene Ontology annotation, biological process: autophagosome maturation. Bases 238 to 1083 code for a protein of 281 amino acids. Gene Ontology annotation, cellular component: cytoplasm. Lineage: Eukaryota; Metazoa; Chordata; Mammalia; Pilosa; Megalonychidae. The record is from RefSeq and is a predicted model, not a curated record. The transcript has 6 exons.
GCCCGCCUGUCAGCCAGCCUUUAUAGCUAAUUAGCUCAGUGUACAACAAAGAUAAGUGAGCCUGGGAGGAGGGCCCCCCGAGGGGGUCUUUAGAUUCUGGGAAACUUCUGAUUGGCAGAUGUUAAAAGGAAUUCUUUGGUAAUCCAGUGCAUCAAUGAGCUGCACAAAUUCAGUUCAGGGCUGCAAGAAUUCAGGCAUGAGGACACUCUGCAGCAGGCUUGCAGAGACAGAUCCGAGAUGGACAGAACCUUGGAAUCCCUGAAACACAUCAUUGCCCAAGUGUUGCCUCACAGAGACCCGGCUCUGGUCUUCAAAGACUUGACUGUGGUGUCAAUGUUACAGGAAUUUUGGGAAAGCAAGCAGCAGAGGGCUGUGUUCCCAAGUGAAGGUGUGGUGGUCUAUGAGUCAUUGCCGUCUCCUGGACCCCCCUUUGUGAGUUACGUGACCCUCCCAGGGGGAAGCUGUUUUGGCAACUUUCAGUGCUGCCUAAGUAGAGCCGAGGCCAGACGGGAUGCAGCAAAAGUGGCCCUCAUCAACUCCCUCUUCAAUGAGCUGCCCUCUCGCAGGAUCACCAAGGAAUUCAUUAUGGAAAGUGUUCAGGAAGCUGUUGCCUCCACCAGCGGCACCUUAGAUGAUGCUGAUGACCCCAGCACCAGCAUCGGAGCCUAUCACUACAUGUUGGAGUCAAACAUGGGGAAAACCAUGCUGGAAUUUCAGGAGCUGAUGACCAUUUUCCAACUAUUGCACUGGAAUGGAAGCCUAAAAGCCCUUCGUGAAACAAAGUGUUCCCGACAGGAAGUCAUCUCCUACUACUCCCAGUACUCCCUGGAUGAGAAGAUGCGCAGCCACAUGGCCCUGGACUGGAUCAUGAAGGAGCGGGAGGCACCAGGAAUCCUCGCUCAAGAGCUGCGAAUGGCCCUGAGGGAGUUGGAAGAAGCCAGGAAAGCAGGACAAGAACUCCGGUUUUACAAAGAGAAGAAGGAAAUCUUGAGCUUAGCCCUGACUCAGAUCUACAAUGAUCCCGACAUUUCCGCCCCCGGUGAUGACCAGCUGAGUCUCAGGGCCCUGUGUGGCUAUCACUAGCUGAGGCCCGGUCCCAGGUGCCCCAAAGAGGGCAGAGGCUGGACUCGAGCAUUAGGAAGCUCACUGAGGAAGGUUCUUCUGAGGGUUUAGCAGCUGUAGCUACUACCUGAAGGCUGUACUAAAUCUCCCCACCCCUUCCCCUCACAGAUUCUUAGAUAGUAGGACUCUUACAAGACCAUCUAGCUCGGCAUUCCCAUCAACACAAUUUUCCAUCACACUCUCAGUAGUUCCAUCUCAGACUGAAAGGAUUGUUCGAAAAAUAUUUUCCAGGCCUGGAUCCAACCUACAGCUUGGUUGGCAUGUGCCUUGUUAGAUUAUGUAUGUUAUUUCAAAGAAUGGGCCAGUGCAGCAGCCCCUAAAAGAACAGCAGCUGGGACUGGGGGGAGCAGCAUGCAGCAAUUUAAAAAUCACUUGGGAUGAAAUAAAUGAU